This is a messenger RNA of Penicillium taxi, 456 nucleotides long. RefSeq names its product DUF1761 domain-containing protein. The transcript is spliced from 3 exons. NCBI's taxonomy places the organism in Eukaryota, Fungi, Ascomycota, Eurotiomycetes, Eurotiales, Aspergillaceae. The record is from RefSeq and is a predicted model, not a curated record. The coding region runs from base 1 to 456 and encodes 151 amino acids.
AUGACUACCCUCCAUUACUUGCCUCCCGUGAAGCCCUCGGCUAUCGCCUUGGGUACAUUCUUCACCCACACUGCCUCCCUCGGCAUCUUGGCCCCUAUCUUCGGUGACACCUACCACCGCGCCCAGGCCGCGAACUCCAAGGAGGAAUUCAUUAAGUCGAAGGAAGCCGCAGGUGCUGCUGCCGCUUGGGGAUCCUCCCUUGUCGGAAGCGCUGUGCAGACAUAUGGUGUAGCUGCCCUCAUCAACGCCACUGGUACUCUCAGCUACAAGGGUGCUGCCUACCUCGGCUCAUUGAUCUUUUUUGCUAGCGCCGCUCCUUCUGUUGUGAGUCAACUGUUCUUGGAGAAGCGUCCUCUAGAUACAGUUGCCGUUGGUACUGUAUCUCGCGUGUUCGAGACUGUCGGUCUCAGCUUGUUCUUGACUUGGUGGGGAACUCGCACCAACCCGUUCGACUAG